AUGCCUACUUCAACGUACAUUACCCUCGUGGUCAUCUACACAGUACAAGGAAUCAUUAUUAUCGUUGGAAACGCGUUCACUAUCUUCGUCUUUUGGACCCAGAGAUCCCGCCUAACGCGUACUUAUUUCCUUCUGGUCAACCUCGCAGUCGCUGAUUUUCUUGUGGGGAUUACAGAACUCAUUGUCAUAGGAACCGUGAAAUUUCAAGAUAUUGGAGAGGGCUACGCAGGCAGUGUAUUAAGACAGAGCCGAUCAAAUCCCUCAGCGGCAUUUUUUAUGCUUUUUUCGAGUUCGUCCGUUUAUUUUCUCGCCCUUGUCUCCUUGGAACGUGCUUUCGCCGUCUUGCGGCCAAUCCGUCAUCGCAUCACAAACAGUCGGGUUUACAUCUAUAGCAUCGUUAUUGUUUGGGUCGUCGGCCUUGUUUUCUUUGGUUUUACCGUAUUAUCCUUCCAUUUGUCAGAAUUGAAGGGGGAAUAUGUUUUGGUCGCGAGUAGGAUAUGCCUUCUUAUUUCCAUCUUGAUAAUUUGUACAAGUUACCUUAGCAUACGUACUCGAUUGCGAGCAACAUCAUCGGCCACGGUAGACAAUCAUAGGCAGGGAUCAAAGGAGCACAAUUUACGGCUUGCAAGAACACUUUAUAUCACAAUUGCUUCAUCGCUUGUGUUUUGGAUGCCUGGUUUUGUCGUCUACUCAACGAGAGGAUUCUGUCCUGAAUGCUUUUCUGCAUCACAGGUUUUUUGGCUCGUGGAUGCCAUGUAUAUGGCAAAUUCUAUGGUGAACCCUCUCGUCUACAGUUUCAGAAUGCAAAUUUUCAAAGACGCUUUAAACAAAUUCCGGGGAAAAAGACGACAGAACGUAAGACCAGUUGGGCAAAAUAGUUUGUGCUUUCGUCUGGAAGGUUCGUUUACUCAACACUUUCGACGACAAUGAUUUUACCUGCCAAAAACAGAGUUAUAACGCUGUCUGUACAUUACAGUUAAGUAAAAGCCGUGGUGACGAGAUCAUUAUUUGUAAAGCGAAACCUUUUGAAAGAGUUUCGCUAAAUGCGAAAAUCUCUCUGGUAAAAUACAUAAUCAAACGCGAGUGACUAUCGAGUGCUCCACCAACAACAUGGUUCAAAAAUAAUACUUAUAUAAUAUGAGAUUCGUUCAUCCCUAAUCACCUGUUGUAACCACUUGGUGGCUUGAAGGUUGCAUUUGAAUCACAGGCUUUCAGAUCGUGAAUCAUUUGAAGGAUUAAAGCUGGAGAAGAUACGGUUCUGACAUUCAAUUUGUUUUGUAAAAUACUUUUUUUUUGAAUAGCCCCAAACUUAAUAAAUAUGUCAGCUGUAUGUAGGUUUGUUUGUUUGUGUCAAGAAAAUUAAGGAAUAUUAGUUCUAAAACUUACUGGAAAGCGUAACUAUCAACUAAACGACUUCGCAUUGAGUCUAUAACGAAAGCACAUAGCUUGAAAGGAACUUAGAGCCAGCUUCAUGACGCGAGAUAAAGAUAAUAUCCUAUGCUGUUAAAUUUUAGCGCUGUUACCUUAUUCAAGAAAUUAUUGCUAUAAGUCGGCUUGAGUCCUUAAUAAAAAGAAAUAGGUUACAUUUUUCCUAAGUUCAAACAGUAAUCAAUUACAGAAAAAAAAAUAUUCUUCAGCACCAACAAUUUGUUGAAAGUUUAGCAGAGCUUUCAGAAAUCAUCCGGAUCCCCUUCAUCAGUGAUGACGUUUGCUGUUUUUCACAGCCCAGUUUUAAUGAGCCAAAAAAAUCUUACGGCACAGAAAUUAAAGUUCUCCAGUCGUACUUUAAUUUCAUAUCUACUAUUCGUUCUUGAAUCACUCGUCUCUCUUUUAUAUACCAGUAAUAGAUAACACUCUAUGUCCAAAGAAAGGACAGCCGAAAUAUACAGUCUUUGCUUUAGAUGCGAAUAAGACGUUGUGAAACCGGCUUUGCCCUCAGGGGCAGAUAUAAAUCGGCGUUUUAUCAUCAAUACUGCUUCUUCGUGGACAACUCAAACGACUCAUCCAUUAGCAAUUAUUGGUUUGGCUCUCGUAUGAUAAGAAGAAUUAGGCAGAUUGAGAAGGGGGUCAUCGUAUUCGAUCUGCUAUAUUUCCGACUUCAACAAAACAUGCCUAACUCCAUCUAUGUACGUAUACCAACUAUAUACAAAUUCCAUGUUUAGUUAAGGUAAAAAAACCACUGCAAAAACCGUGUACGAAUAAUCUUGCUCAAAGUCGGAUCCAUCUUCAUUACCUUACUCCUCUGUAGUCUAAGAUUAUGAACUUGAAGGAAUGUUCAUUCUGACGAAGAAUGAAUAACAGUACUUGAAUUGAAGCUUAUUGAGCUCUACUAAUUCGUAUGAACGGAAAUUUUAUCUUAAUUAUUUUCUACAAAGAAAUUAUAUUUCCGCUGGCAGAUCUUUUUUUCCAGUAGACAAAGUGAGUUACUGGAGUGGGAGAGCUUUACAAAUCAUGCUGUAUUGCAGUAAUUUGGUUUAAGUCAAAAAAGCACUAAUACGCCACAAAUUAAAGGCCAAAAUUGAUAAAUAGAAAAUGAGGGAGGCAAAUGAGAAAAAAAAAAUGCUGCUAAAUCUAGACUGGAAUUGAAUCUUUGUUAAACUUGAGGCAAACAUUUCAAAUGGUCAACAUGUUUUACUUUAACUAAUUUUUUGCCGUGUUAUAAAAUGAAUAUAGAACGUUUUGGGCUAGUUAUUUAAUCAACUGCGUUAGCAAAACAUAACGCAAUACUAAUAAUGCCUUAAGCUUUAAUAAAAAGUUGAUACCUCAGCAUUUGGCAUGGGCUUUGUAAAUAAGUAAUUUGAAAGGAGGCAGAUAAAUAAAACAAUUUAUAGCACUGUUGUAAGUGUUGCAGUGACAACCACAUUUUGGAUUUCUUGAAACAACUUUGAUGAGAUGAGUCCCAGGAGUUUUCCCUCCCGAAAAUCAUAAAAAUGUCUUAAAUUUCUCUCUUCCUCUCCCUUAAAUUUUAAUAAGAAUAUGGACACAAAAAUGACAAGUUUAUAUAGAACGAAAUAUGUAUAAUUACCUCUUAAAGAACAUCAGCAGAAUAAAUCGAUUAUAUGCACAAAAGGAAACUUAAAACAUAUAUUUUUUUAUGACAUGCCAAUUUCAUUUUGAAUUUUCUUGUAUAUAAUUGCUUUUCCAUUGCCAACCGUUUUCGUGUUCGCAAAUUGAAAAUGACAUAAUGCCCAGUAAUCAACCCGAAGAAUUCUGCUAUCACAUUAGAUGCAAAUAAAUAAGCGUCUCCUUUUACACUAGUACUGCUGCUAAGGAAAUGUCGAAAAAAAAGCUUAGGGGAGUAAUGAACGGACGAACGCCAGUCUACCAUCAGUAUUAUCGCCACAUAUGUUAAUUGCAUGUUAAUUUAGUCAAUUCGUUAAUAACUCAGCUAAGUAUCAAGUAUCUUCGACUUGAUUCGUCUCAACAAUACUAAUUCUGAACCUUGAACUGAGUUUUACAAAGAUUAGCGGGCCGUCCUUACUGCCUUCAUGUAGAAAUAUAUUUAUUUGGUGUACAAGAAAACAGGGUAUUUUAUACAGAGAAAUGAUAUAAGAACGAUAUUUUCUUGUGAUUGGUAAGUACAAUGUACUGGCCUUUUCAACCGUGCGCCAGUUGUUCCGAAUAAAGGGCGAAGCAACUGGCUGCUGAACGAGGAAAGACAUGCCUUCAUCCACGUCCAUUUCCUUCGUGGUCAUCUACGCGCAAACAUGUAAACACGUUUACAAUUGUCGUAUUCUGGAAUAAAAGAUCCUGCAUAAAACGAACUUAUUUUCUUUUGAUCAACCUCACAAUUGCAGCUUUGCUUGUAGGGAUCACAGAACUAACAGUGGUGGGAGCCUUCAAAUCUGAGGUAAUGCUAGAAAGUGACAUAGGUCACUCUCCACCAGAAGACACCAGCGUGGUUUCUAGCGCGGUAACGACCAGCUUGAUGAGGGUAUAAGGGUCUCUGAUCUUUGGCUGGAAAUCCGUUUAGUGAUAUGGUGCCCCAUUCGUGGAUUCUGAAAUGCUUAGAGAUGGUUGGAAUGGCCAUGAAUAUCAUUAUCAUGGCAGUCAGUCGGUUCGACUAAGACUGUUCUAGGUUUCAGCAAAGUUUGAUAAGUCUCCUCCAGAUAGGUAUGUCGUUGGCACUCUCCCGCCAUCGGUUGAGAUUGAUGUCACUCUCUCCAUUUCAUGUUUCUCUUCAACUGCAAUAUCUUUGAACCUUAAUCUAGGCCUCCCUUGAUUACGCAUUACCAAACAGAGUUGACAGCUGCAUAUUUUGUAGCAGCUAACAGCUUCUUUGGCAGUCUGUUAUUAUCCAUCCUAUGCACGUGACCCAGUCGUCUUAGAUUUUUCUCAAUGAGAAUAUCAGCCAUUGAUAGUAGUCCUGCAAGGCAGAGACGCUCCACAUUCGUUCAUUAUUACUUUUAGUUGUUUCAUCAUAUAUAGGCGAGGAACUAGUCCUUGUACGGCGUUUUCCCAGGCGCUCUCGGUCAAUUCACUUCGGUGACGUAUCCGAGGUGAACGGGCGCGAAACACAUUUUCGAUUGGACCACUUGACUCGAAACGCUUUGGCUGGGCGGAAUAAUGAGGCCUAGGGACUUGGCAAGAGCUUCUUCACUUACGCUGUAUAGUCCAUGCAUGUUUUCAGCAUCACAGAGGAGGGAAGAAAGGACAACACCUUGAUAGACAUUGUACUUGACUUCAAUAGACACAUGCCGGUUUUUUCAAAACCUGUCCUGUGGUUUUCCAAAAGCAGCACUUGCAAUUGCCAUCCUAUAUCUUAUUAGUUCACUGUCUUGGCUAGCAUUGUUGGAAAUAGUGCUUCCUAUCACAGUCGUAUCACUGCAUUAGGGCCUCUUGAUUGAUAGUUAUAGUUGUUGGCUCAGGAACUGGAUCUAGGUUUUGCAGCGGUUGGUAUAAGCACUCAGUUUUCUUGAUGUUGAACUUAGGCCAAAUUGGGAGGCAGCUUUGGUGAAGCUGUCCACCAGACUCUGAAUGUCACCAGCACUGUGGGCAACUACAGCACUAUCAUCUACAAACAGUAUUUCCCUCCCUAGGAUCUAGGUUGUGCGUGUUUUUUUGCUUUGAAAAGGGGUACAUUAAACAGAUCAGCAUUAGUACAAGUUUGGAUGAAGACACCGUCCCCAACACCGUCAAAGGCUACGUACUUUAGCAUUGCUGUUAGGUAGAGAGAGAACAGUGUCGGAGCAAGCACGCAACCUUGCUUGACAAAAUCGGUGACAGCAAAUACCUUGGAGACCUAGCUUCCUUGAUCCACAUGUGCUUGCAUUACGUUGUGCAGUGCCCUCGUCAGAUUGAUAAAUUCAGCAGUACAUCAAUACUUUCCCAACACUGUAUCAAAAUCCUUAGAGAAGUCGAUAAAAACGGCAUACAGCGGCAUGUUAUGCUCUUCACACUUCUCUUAUAACUGUCGCAAACAGAGGAUCGAUCAUAUCCACAGUGCCUCUACCACUGCGAAUACCACAUCGAGUCUCAGGCACGAUAUGGGGAACAAUGCGUUCGUUCAAUCUGUUGAGGAGUAUGCGAGCCAAGAUCUCUUCCGCUGUUGAGAGAAGAGAAAUACCUCGAUAGUUCCCACAGUCCUUUCUUCUUCCCUUCUUGAAGACUGGCACGAAAAUGCCAUCUUUCCAGUCUUUUGGUAUAUCUUGAGUUUCCCUGAUCUGCAAACUCAGUUUGUACAGGCUAGAGGCGAGUUUCACAGCCACAAUAUUUCCAGAUCUCGGCAGGUAUACCACACCUUCCAAGGGCUUUACCUUCCUUUGUUGCAUUGAUGGCAUCGAACAGUUCCUUCCUUUCAGCAUUUUCAUCAAAAAUAUCACUUUUUAACUGGCUGAUUUUUUUUUAAUGAAAGGUGUGUUGCAUUUUUUCACCAAACUAAAUUUUAGGGAUUCUCAAAAAUGUACUUGUUUUUGGGUAGCCUCCUAUGAUCUGUUCGCCUCUGCUCGCAAAGCAGGCUCCCGCGCCAACGGCGACCGGCGUUCACAGAUUGACAAACAAAUAAGUUCAACGGUCCUUUUUAAACCAAAAUUUGGAUCCCCCCAAAAAAAAAAAAAAAAAAAAAAAAAAAAAAAAAAUUAAUUAAUUACAUGAAUAAACAAAAUAAAAAAAAAAACAAAAAAACAAAAAAUUCAAGAAUUCUUGGAUCCGCCCCUGUAGAGAAAUCACGUUUUUUUUGUUUUCGGUUAUAGAUUUGUGCUUCUCUCCCGAGAGUGGAGAAUCCAGCAGAAUGGUGAAUAAUGAUCGCUAACAUCGGAAUCAAUAUUCCCACUGGUGAUGUUAUAAUCAAAUCCGUUUAAUAGGAUAAUUUCAAUAUAUAUAAUUAACGUAGCUGAAUUAUUAUGGAAACGGGUUGGUUUUAUCAAUUGUCGAAAUAAAGAAAAGCUUUGUAAUGAAAGUAGAAAAUUACGCGCAUACUGAUUGCAUUUCUCGACACCGAGUAGGUUCGUGUUGAAGUCACCCAUGAUGGGGAUCGAUUUGCUUGAGGCGAAAAGCCCUUCUUAUUUACACUAAGUUGAAGAUAAACAAAAAGUAAAUCUUUAUACAAGUUUCCUUUUCCGUAACAUGUUUCAUUUCUAAAAUACAGCAAUUUGAACUUCCGAGUUUUCACAGUGCGUGACACCAAAAUAAGAAUGCUGUCUCGUUGAAAAAAAGUCUCUCCUCUUGAUUUUCAGCAGUUCAAGUAUUAGAAGAUAUGUUUAUGCGUACGUAUGCUAGUUCUCGACUGAAAAGAAAGAGCUUUUAAAGAAAACGUGAACUCCAGAUGUUUUUGUUGAUUUCUGGCGGCCAUAUUGGUGCACCAAAACGGUACACCAAUAUGUCGUCUCCAUACAAAGCUCUACAAAGGUGCGUGAAAAGUUUCGGCAAAUAACUCAGAAACUAUGAGCCACAAAGACCUGAGACUUGGACAAAUUGUUUAUAUAUUAAGUCUUUUAUAACACUUCAUUUUCUUAGCUUCUUCCACCGGAGGGUUUCUAAUUUAAUUUUUUGUUGCGUGACAGUGAAAACGAUCUAUACUCAAUAUACUCAUUUAGUCGCACAAGUGUCCUCGACACAACACUACAUUAUUGAGCUUAUCUCAGGGGCACCCAACGAAGACUUUACUAAUACGCUGAAAGCACUUUUUAGGCUACACAGAGUACUUUUAGAUUCCUAUUGAUAAAUUCUAUAGUAAGCUGCGCUAUAAAAUUGUCACCUAUCUGUUCGGUCAUCCUCGGGGAACUUGAGUCUUUUCGAAAUUACAAGGGCUUCAGAAUUAUUUUCCCGAAAAUUUUAGAUGCAAUUUAUCGUUUUACGAAUGUGAGAAUUUUUCUGAUUCCUAUCUCAAUCACAUUUUUGAAUCCGAAGAUUUUAAGUCUCCCAUAAACAUUAUUUGGGGAGUGAAAUGUGGAAAAUUAAGCUUCAGAAAAUCGCAGGUAAUUUAUUAGAUAAGUUUCGAAAAUUGUAAAACAAUGGAACAUUCAUUUCAUCUAGACAUUUGUAGCCGUCCUCAAGCAAUAGAAAUUUCUAGGCAACAUUUACUUCUCUGAACAAAUAUUUUACAGAAAACAGUCGUUGGCCUUUGGCCAUGGGUGCCCCUGUUAGCUGGCCUUAAUUUCUAAAAAUCAACGGAAAUUCCACUUUCAUAUAGCAAUAUCUCUGUUUGGUCUAAACAAAAGGUCAAAAAGCAUUUUGACGGAGAAACAAUACAAGAAGGCCAUUUUAUGCUAAGUGCAUCAUAUCUUCUCAACUGUGCGAUAGCUGGUUCCUUUUUUUUUUAGGACAGGACAUAUUUGAAUGAAAAACAGAAAAAGCAAAUUAAAGAUAUGCCUACUCCGACGUACAUUACCCUGCUAAUAAUCUACACUCUGGAAGCAGUCCUUAUCGUCUUCGGAAACGCAUUCACGAUCUUUGUUUUCUGGACCGAGAGAUCUCGCCUAAAACGAACUUAUUUUCUUUUGAUCAACCUCGCAGUCGCCGAUUUACUUGGGGGAUUACGGAAUUUAUAAUCAUUGGAACUGCUAAAUCUCAUAAUGGAGGGGAGGGUUACGGUUUUUUGGUGCGGAGCCGAGCAAACCCGAUAGCGGCUUUUAUACUUCUCUUUUCGGGUACGUCCGUUUAUUUUCUUGCGCUUAUCUCCAUGGAACGUGCUUUCGCUGUCUUACGGCCAAUCCGUCAUCGCAUCACAAACAGUCGAGUUUACAACUGUAGCAUCGAUAUUGUUUGGGCUGUCGGCCUUGCUUUCUUUGGUUUCACCUUAUUAUCCUUCCAUUAUUCAGAUUUUGUGGGGGAAUAUGUUUUCCUCACUUUUAGGAAAUUCCUUCUUAUUUCCUUUUUGAUAAUCUGUGUAAGUUACCUAACCAUACGCACUCGAUUGCGAACACCACCACGCGCGGAGCUAGACAAUCAUAGGCAUCGAUCAAGGGAGCACAAUUUACGAUUUUCAAAAACAGUUUUUAUAGCAAUUGCUUCAUCGCUUGCGUUUUGGAUGCCUGCUUUUGUUGUCUACUCAACGAGAGAAUUUUGUCAGCGAUGCUUUACACCACUUGUGUUUUGGCUCGUGGAUGCCAUGUAUCUGGUAACUUCUAUGGUGAAUCCUCUCGUGUACAGUUUCAGAAUGCAAAUUUUGAAAGACGCGAUCCCGGAGAAAAAGACGAAAAACAUAAGACCAGUUCAGCAAUAUAAUUUGGGCUUUGGUCUGGAAGGUUCUUGUACUCCAACACUUUCGAUUCGGAAGAUUUUACCUGCCUAAAGUAGAGUAUUAACCCUGAAUGUAUAUUAUAAUUGAUCAAAUAUUAAAAGCUGUGUUGACUUGACGCGGUCAAUAAUGCCUUUGAAUUAAGCUAAGAAAAUCCGAUUGCUCAAGUGACUAAAUAAAAAGAAAAUACUAGAGAAACAUGCCAGAAAAACCACCUUAGGUUGAAACAUCCGCCUCUGUUUUUUAGUCUUCCUGCAGCCAGAAAGUAAUUGCUAUCAUAGUGAGAAACUCAACCGGGCAGAAAUGAAAGGAGAUUUUGUCUUUGCUUGUCAUCUGAAUAAACACGUGAUCGUUCAUUUUGUGAUUUCCAAGAAUCAUCACAAUGUACAGUGAAAGGACUUCAUCCACGGACGCUUUCCCCUGGCAUUUUCUCAAAGCUUUUUGAAUUUUUUUUUCGUGAUCUCCUUUUACUAGAAAUCGUUUAAGAUCAAGCAUAAAAGGGGAUUGAACAGGUUGUUAGCACACCCUUCAUACCUUAAAAGCCUGUGAGUCACCUUGCUAUCACACUUUGAUAUAAACUUUAGACACGGAAUCAAUGAUCCAGGCAUAUAAGCCUUUGUCCUCCCAAGUGGUACCUACUCUCUCAUUUUUGGGUCCUGGCCUAUGCACUAAUAUAAUUCAAUCUUUGCAUUGACGAAAUUUUGAUUUGCCAAAGAAAUCUUAAAACACAGAGGGAAAGGUUAUUCUGUUCUUCAGGACACCGACUUCAUACCCCAGUGAAUCAAAGCUGUAGUAUGUUAUUAUCGCAUAAGACGCAAAAAAUCGUGUUUACUUACACCUGCUGUUAAGAAUUUAAAUUCUUCCAAAACCUUGGGGCAUAUGUGAAAGGAAGUUAUAUCCACCUUUAAUUCCGAGUUCCAAAAAUCCUGACUUUCAAAAUGAGGCCAAGUGCACAACCUUUCUUGUGGAAAUGAGUUUUAUUUGCAUGAGGAUGAAAAAUCAUUUCCAUAUCAAAGGCUGAGCACUUAACCUCGUUUUGAUACAGAGGCCCGGGUGAACUCGGUAAUGGACUAUUGAUUCAGGUGCGACAUCUCACAUUAAUCGAAUAUCCUCGACACAACGCAGCUAUUGGAAGCUUAUCGAACUAAAGAUCAGCGGCACCUGUAUUUCCAUGAUUUCCUUACUAGUCUAGUCUACAUAGAAAUAAUACAUAAACAACAUUUAUAUGCUGAGUUCAUCAUAUCUUUUCAACUGUGCAUGUAAGAGCUGUUUCGCGACUGCUGGGAUAAAUUGGCAAGAGAACGAGCAGGGACAUGCCUACUUCAACGUACAUUACCCUCGUGGUCAUCUACACAGUACAAGGAAUCAUUAUUAUCGUUGGAAACGCGUUCACUAUCUUCGUCUUUUGGACCCAGAGAUCCCGCCUAACGCGUACUUAUUUCCUUCUGGUCAACCUCGCAGUCGCUGAUUUUCUUGUGGGGUUUACAGAACUUAUUGUCAUAGGAACGGUGAAAUUUCAAGAUACUGGGCAGGGUUACGCAGGCGGUGUAUUAUGGCAGAGCCGAUCAAAUCUCUCAGCGGCAUUUUUUAUGCUUUUUUCGAAUUCGUCCGUUUAUUUUCUCGCCCUUGUCUCCUUGGAACGAGCAUUCGCCGUCUUGUGGCCAAUCCGUCAUCGCAUUACAAACAGUCGGGUUUACAUCUAUAGCAUCGUUAUUGUUUGGGUCGUCGGUCUUGUUUUCUUUGGUUUUAUCGUAUUAUCCUUCCAUUUGUCAGCAGCAGAGGAGGAAUACGUUUUUCUCGCGAGUAGGAUAUGCCUUCUUAUUUCCAUCUUGAUAAUUUGUGGAAGUUACCUUAGCAUACGUACUCGAUUGCGCGCAACAUCAUCGGCCACGGUAGACAAUCAUAAGCAGGGAUCAAGGGAGCACAAUUUGCGGCUUGCAAAAACACUUUAUAUCACAAUUGCUUCAUCGCUUGUGUUUUGGAUGCCUGGUUUUGUCGUCUACUCAACGAGAGGAUUCUGUCCUAGCUGUUUUUCUACACCACAGGUUUUUUGGCUCGUGGAUGCCAUGUAUAUGGCAAAUUCUAUGGUGAACCCUCUCGUCUACAGUUUCAGAAUGCAAAUUUUCAAGGACGCUUUAAAUAAAUUCCGGAGAAAAAGACGACAGAACGUA
Molecule: messenger RNA, 10848 nt
Organism: Porites lobata
Lineage: Eukaryota; Metazoa; Cnidaria; Anthozoa; Scleractinia; Poritidae
Source: the annotation of a GenBank genome assembly